Molecule: messenger RNA, 2290 nt
Organism: Sinocyclocheilus rhinocerous
Lineage: Eukaryota; Metazoa; Chordata; Actinopteri; Cypriniformes; Cyprinidae
Gene: epb41l3b
Product: erythrocyte membrane protein band 4.1-like 3b
Exons: 15
Coding region: 8-1792 (594 amino acids)
Biological process (GO): actomyosin structure organization
Cellular component (GO): cytoskeleton; plasma membrane
Molecular function (GO): structural molecule activity; actin binding
Source: RefSeq, a predicted model, not a curated record
AGCUGACAUGCUGUUCCUGGAAAAUGCAAAGAAACUCUCCAUGUACGGAGUCGACUUGCAUCGUGCCAAGCUGGUCAGCCGGCUGUUUGAGUGUUUAUCAGUGGCGCAGGAGGAGGAUUCGGAGGCUGUGGAGAUCAUGCUGGGAGUUUGUUCCAGCGGCCUCCUCGUCUACAGAGAUAAACUGCGCAUCAAUCGCUUCGCCUGGCCCAAAAUACUCAAGAUCUCCUACAAGAGGAACAACUUCUACAUCAAGGUGCGGCCGGGAGAGCUGGAAGAGUUCGAGAGCACCAUCGGAUUCAAACUCUCCAAUCACAAAGCAGCAAAGAGACUCUGGAAAGUUUGUGUGGAGCAUCACACCUUCUUCAGGCUGGUUUCUCCUGAAGCUCCUCCCAAGCGCUUCCUGUCGUUGGGCUCAAAGUUCCGCUACAGCGGACGAACACAAGCACAGACGCGUCGCGCGAGCGCUCAGAUCGCUCGAGCCGCGCCGCAGUUCCAGCGACGGCACACCGUCACAGCCAGCAUGGACAGCAUGACAGUCAACCAUGACGACGAGAAGAACGCCAAACCCGCUGUCGCUACAGAUGACUUCAUCGCCAUAGAAACGCCGGAGAAGAAAGCAGAGGAGAUGAACUCCGUGGAGGAAGAAUAUAAAGCCAACAGUGACGAAUCAGAACAAGCCCCGCCCGCCUCCGUCACCAAGUCGUGUCUGUACUCAUCGGAUCCGUUGGGAUCUGAGCUCUCCCUCCCGUCUUCUCCCGUCUCGUCCACCAAAGUGCGCAGGAGACGCAGGGAAAGCAGCCGCAAGCGCGCCGCCUCCGUCAGUCCGGCCAAAACCACGGCGGGCUGCCGGCGCCGUCAGGCCCAAGCGGACCGUAAAGAGGCUCUGCUGGAGGAACAAGCGCUGCUUCUGUCUGCACGCAAACAGAGACUGAACCAGAGCCGAGGAGGAACGCUGUUCUCCUUCUCGCUGCACCUCCCUGAUCUGCCUUCGCUGCUGGAUGAGGACGGUUACCUGAGCUUCCCCGACCUCACCGAGCUGCGCUUUCUGCCCGAGAGCCUGCAUCACUUUAUGCCCAUCAAAUCUCCCUCGCUCAUCCCCUGCUUCCUCUUCAUCUUCUUCUUCCUGCUCUCCACCUCGUUCUCGGUGCCGUACGCGCUCACGCUCUCCUUCCCGCUGGCGCUGUGUCUCUGCUAUCUGGAGCCCAAGGCUGCGUCGCUCAGCUCAUCUCUGGCGCAGGGCUUCCAGGACAGUUCAGACGACGAGACUGACAGCGAUCAAACCGACUUCAAUUGUGAUGACGACACAUCGGCGACUGAGUCUGACUUUGAGGACAGCUUUGACUUGAGGACACAGAUGUCAGAGGAGGUUAAAGCCGAACCUGAAGAUGUUCCAGUAAAGCCGGAUCAUUUGGCUGAUGGUGUGGAGCAGUCGGAGGAAGCGGUUCAAGAUGUUCCUGUGGUUCACACCGAGACCAAGACCAUCACGUACGAGUCUUCAGAGGUUGAUGCCGAUGGCGACUCGGAUGCAGGCGUCUUCAUGAGCGCUCAGACCAUCACAUCAGAGAACAACAGCAGCAGCACCACCACACACAUCACCAAGACGGUGAAGGACGGCAUUUCAGAGACUCGCAUCGAAAAGAGGAUCGUCAUCACGGCAGACGCAGACAUCGACCACGAUCAGGCUCUGGCUCAGGCCAUUAAAGAGGCCAAAGAGCAGCACCCAGAGAUGUCGGUCACUAAAGUAGUGGUUCAUAAAGAGACAGAGAUCCCAGCUGCUGACGGUGAGGCGUGAAUCUCGCAGGAAUAAGACCCAAACUUCCCCUUGAACUCAUCAGCUGAGAACCAGCACGCGACCUUUGACCUUUGACCUCAGACGACACACAAGCUCUUGGGUCAUCAAGCCAUCAGCUUCACCCUCGUCAAACCAAACCCGCGCCGAGAUGGUAGACUCAAAAACCUAGAAGGGGAGAAUUAAAAAAUAUUUGCCUUAAAACAUCUUGAUUUCUUCAAAUGAUUCAAAAUAUUAAUUUAUGCCACUUUGGUUUAUUUAUAGUGUAGCGUGAAUCUCUCAUACACACGUCCAGGUCAAAAUCAAAUGUUCAAAAAUGUCAAGCUUUUCAAACUCGAGCUUCAGAAAACAAACCCGACUGAAUUGAAACAAGUUUCUACUUGAAUCAUAAAUGCAUUUUUAUUGCAAUGGUUAUUUCACAAUUGUUAUUGUUGUUGUUUUUUCUGGCACUAACUGAUUCUGCAUUAUAUAUGCAAAACGACAAAAAAUGAGUAAAGAGAA